Messenger RNA from Bombina bombina (fire-bellied toad), 453 nucleotides. It is a transcript of the gene COX7A2L, whose product is annotated as cytochrome c oxidase subunit 7A-related protein, mitochondrial. NCBI's taxonomy places the organism in Eukaryota, Metazoa, Chordata, Amphibia, Anura, Bombinatoridae. Gene Ontology annotation, biological process: mitochondrial electron transport, cytochrome c to oxygen; mitochondrial respirasome assembly; regulation of oxidative phosphorylation. The transcript has 3 exons. The record is from RefSeq and is a predicted model, not a curated record. The coding region runs from base 89 to 439 and encodes 116 amino acids.
AGGAUUUGAGUGCUGGUGCUGUAGAGAUAGGAAGUGUGUGGAAUACCAGGUCUGACACCGCUUCGGCACCCAGCACGCGGGUAACAUCAUGUACUAUAAGUUCAGCGGGCUCACACAGAAGCUGGUCGGGACUGUCCCGGCUGAGGCUUAUAGUCCGCAGGGACUACGGCCAGCCAUUUUAUCUGAGGGAUCUACCACUAUAUUUGCCACUCCAACAAAAAUAGCAUCUGAAUCUGCAGCAGCUUCCGAAUACUUAGGUCAUAACAAAGUACCAGACUUUCAAAAGCUAUUUCAGAAAUCGGAUGGGCUUCCUGUACACCUUAAGCGUGGACUACCAGAUAGACUGCUUUAUCGGACCACUAUGGCAUUAACAGUUGGAGGAACUAUCUACUGUCUUGUAGCCCUUUACCUGGCAGCGCAACCUAAAAAUAAAAAAUAAAUUCUAAAAUGGGA